Acanthamoeba castellanii str. Neff is the source of this 1065-nucleotide messenger RNA. RefSeq names its product dioxygenase subfamily protein. Gene Ontology annotation, molecular function: oxidoreductase activity, acting on single donors with incorporation of molecular oxygen, incorporation of two atoms of oxygen; ferric iron binding. Bases 1 to 1065 code for a protein of 354 amino acids. The transcript has 4 exons. The record is from RefSeq and is a predicted model, not a curated record. NCBI's taxonomy places the organism in Eukaryota, Discosea, Longamoebia, Acanthamoebidae.
AUGGACUCAGAGUGCGCCACCAGCAUCCGGCAAGGGCUCUUCCUGCUUCUUCUCGUUCUGCCCGCCCUUGUCCUUGCGCAUGACCCCCCGGCCGGUGGAGUUUCCAUUGCCAGUUGCGGCCGCAAGAGAAGCUUGGACGGCACGGUCUCGGCUGCCUCGGCUUCGGGGUGCGUGUUGGCUCCGGAGAUGACAGAGGGACCCUACUACUGGGACGACCAGCUCUCGCGACGCAAUAUCACGGAAGGGCGACCUGGGGUGCCGCUCGUCCUGGAGCUGUCGGUGGUGAACGUGCACACUUGCGAACCGGUGCCCGAUGCGGUGGUAGACAUAUGGCACUGCGACGCCUUGGGUGUCUACUCGCACUACACCAGCGCUGGCGUUGGCGGCACCGGUGGGAUGCAGGGCUCCACCGAUGCUACCACGUUUUUGCGUGGCGUGCAGCUUACCGACCCGCAAGGCAAGGUCACCUUCGACUCGCUGUACCCCGGAUUCUACCAGGGUCGUGUCACCCACAUUCACGUCAAGGUCCAUCUCAACACGAGCGUCGUGCACACCGGUCAGCUCUUCUUCGACGAAGACCUGAACACUGCCAUCUACCAGCUGGCGCCUUACACACAGAACACGGCCACCCGUACCGCUCUCGAUUCGGACGGGAUCUACACGGGCACGGCCAACGCCAACGCCGGCCUGUUCGAGGACGUGCAGCAGAUGCAGCCCUCGGUGGGCAAUGCCGGAGGACUCUCGGCCUCUCUCACCCUCGGCGUCGACCCCACUGCUACUGGGAACGACGGCAGCAUCGGCCUUCCUGGAGGCGGAGGCGGCCCUCCUCCUGGCGGCCGUCCAGGCUCGCCGCCCAACUCCACAACGGGUGGCGGCCAGACUGAAGAUGACGACGACGACGACGACGAUGACGAUGACGAUGACGAUGAUGACGACGAUACCGGAGCCAGCGCUCUGUCGAGCGUGGUCAUCAUCUGUUGUUCGCUGACCGGCUUCGCGGCCAUCGUCGGCGGACUCCUCUGGCUCAAGGUUCGCAACGAACGAGCUGGCUACGAGAGUCUUUGA